This is a messenger RNA of Phyllopteryx taeniolatus (common seadragon), 3163 nucleotides long. It is a transcript of the gene tlcd3bb, whose product is annotated as TLC domain containing 3Bb. NCBI's taxonomy places the organism in Eukaryota, Metazoa, Chordata, Actinopteri, Syngnathiformes, Syngnathidae. The record is from RefSeq and is a predicted model, not a curated record. Bases 628 to 1524 code for a protein of 298 amino acids. Gene Ontology annotation, molecular function: sphingosine N-acyltransferase activity. The transcript has 7 exons. Gene Ontology annotation, cellular component: endoplasmic reticulum; membrane. Gene Ontology annotation, biological process: lipid homeostasis; ceramide biosynthetic process.
CGUGGUGCAAGAGAAUGCGGGAGGCGUCGUGGGAGAAAGUCUCGGCUCGAGCAAAACCUUCUCGUCAUGACUCCAUGCUGCUGUUAGCAAGUAGCUGGCGCAGCAGUCCAAUCUGACUGUUGAGUCAACAGCAGCAGGGCAGCGAGAGAGAGAGAGAGAGCGAGAGAGCGAGAGAGAGAGAGAGAGAGAGAGAGAGAUGCAAUGACACGGGCACCGGACCGCUCCUUCGAUGACUGGGAUUGACACCCGCUUCCCAAAGCUUUUCUUUUUCUUUUUUUUGUUGCGUGUUUGCUUAGACGUUUGGGUAAGCUCUUCGCUUAAUGCUCCCAGACUUGCGCGAGCGAGCGAGCGGGCUUGCUGCUGAUUUCGACCGAACUUGCUGCAAGCUACCGUUAGCUGGCUGGCUGCUAACCCCCCCCAGGCGUCCAAGUGGCCGCACAAAACAUGCGGAUCGGCGCGGCGGAGACCCCCGGGACCAGUCUAGUUUUGUUCCGCGGGACGCAAGUUUCGAGCGGCCGCUGACUGGACGCCACCAAAGCCUCUGUGGGAGGAGGAGAAAGCGCGACAAAUCUCCAGGACCAGAUUGCCCGUCCAACGUUUUGCCUCUCAGCCAGACGGCCAGGGACCAUGCUGACCAUCCUCGCUGCUGGCUCUGUGUUCUUUCCGGGCCUCUUCCUUCUGUCCAAGCAGUGCCUCAAGUCCAUCCCGGCGCUGCGAUGGAGCGAAGGCGACGCCGUCAUCGUGUCCGCCAGGCUGGUGUCGUCAGUUCAGGCGGUCAUGGCUUCUUCAGCCGGCUACAUGAUCGCUUCUUCCUGCGAUGACAUCAUCGAGGACCAGCACUGGCUGACCAGCACGUACAUCUUGUUUGCCGUUCCCUACUUCGUGUACGACAUCUACGCCAUGUUCAUGUGCUAUUGGUACAAGCUGAGGGUCAAAGGUCACGAGGAGGCCUCGGCCGCCCCCCAGCACAUGGCGUCGGCGCUGACCAGCUACCUGCGCCGCGAGUUCCUCAUGGUGCUGCACCACGUCGUCAUGGUUACCAUCUGCUUCCCCAUUUCUGUGUUUGUGCGCCAAGGAAAGGGAGAUUAUUUCCAGGGCAUCAUGUUCAUGGCCGAGCUCAGCACUCCGUCGGUCUGCUUAGGAAAAAUACUCAUCCAGUACAAACAGCAACACACUCUCCUGCACAAAGUGAAUGGGGCUCUUAUGCUGAUCACUUUUUUCAUCUGUCGAGUCCUCCUCUUCCCUUACCUCUACUACGUCUAUGGAAGGUACGCGUCCAUUCCGUUCCACUUGGUCCCCCUGUCGGUGCCCUGGCACUGUAACCUAGGGGCUGCCCUCCUCAUGGCCCCGCAGCUCUAUUGGUUCUCCCUGAUUUGCAGGGGCGCCCUGCGACUCUUCACGGGCUCCUCCCGCUCCCAGAGACUGCGCCCCGGCGCGGCCACGGCGGACGGCGGCGCGGCGGCGCCCCAGCCGGCCAACGGCUACAGAGCGCCCUCCGCAGAGCCCGACUUGGCCACCCACUGAGAGGAGUCAGGGGUGGGGUGGCGGGCGUGCCAGGAGGAGAGGCGAAUGUACCAAUGUCACGGGGGGGGGGGGGGGGGGGGGGGGGUAGAACAAGUAGCGACACAGCGAAGGCUAAAAACCUACAGAUGAUGUCCUCAAAUAGCGCUGGGGUCUUCGCAGGCAGCACGCAAUACCCUCUUCACCUGCCGAGAGUUUUGUUUGCUGACCUUCAAGGACUUCAGCUUCUCACUUUGCAGGAAUAACAAAAGAGUGUCGUCGCACUCUGACGAUGUCAUCGGGCACUGUGACGGACGGGAAGGAACACGCAAUGACGUGAGAGGAUUUAGCCUGGUUGUAUAGCAAGCAUAGGCGACCAUUUCCUUCAUGUAGUUCAAAUUGUGACCUCUCGGGAAGAGCAGGUCCAUAGGAAUGUAUUAUAUUGUAUGUUAGAACAUUUGCUGUAGACGGAAGGCCGAAUUCAAGUAUAGCAACUAAGAAGACAAAAAAAAAAAUCCCGGCUAAAUGAGUAUUUCGGCUUGUUAGUGUGUCUCUGUAUCCUCGAUGUAGUCACUGUCACUCUUAACAACAUUAAGAAGCAACCUGCAGACUGGGAGAUAAUCUCAUAAGACUGUAUUCUGCUGCCUUAUCCCCCUUUUCCACUAUUAGUUCGCUUUUGAUUUGAUUUUCAGCCUCAGAGGAGGCAGGACAAAUGUGACAGGUGUACAUAGCUCCGAGGUAAAGUCCUGAUUUCCAUGUCAGUAUGAGGACAGUGUUCCAUUUAAAAAAAAAAAAAAAAAAAAAAAAAGUUACAUUUUUAAUUUAACGUUGAUCGACGACACCUCACCUCAGUUCGUUUACACAAUCUACCCGGAAUCCCUCGCGCAGCUACGUGUAGAUACGACUUCAUUCCAUGUACUCGUAACACAAUGUUUGGGAGGUUAAUGCACACUUUUAAAGGAUGAAUGUUUUAGUUAGUUGACUAAAACGUAAUCUGUUCAAUUGGCCAAAAUAUCUCAGAGAUGGUAUUUUUUAAGCAUUGUUAAGGGCAUUAUUAUGAGACUUGCAAUGUUGCAGUUUUGAAGGGAAAACAGUAUUGUGGGAGACAUUCCCUCGUAAUUUAAACACAGCCUGUUUGCCAAAAGCAUAUAAGCCUGAUGUUGAAAAAAAAAACAUUUAUUGAGUUCAAUAUUUUUUUUGUUUUUUUUAAACCUUUUCCAUUGUGCAAAUUGCGCCACAGGUUCUAUGAACCUCUGUUGAACAGACUGGCUCGCUUUGUCACUUAUCACUUUUUAAAGCAGCCGCUGCACUCUCCUGGAAAUGGGUCAAGGCUGGGAAAAAAAAAUAAUAUAAAAAAAAAAAAAAAGAUAAAAAAAAAAAAAAAAAUGAAGACAGAAGCGUGUUCCAAAACAUCUGGACAACUAACCGGGCAUGUCGAAUACAGAGCAAUCAUUAACCCCCCAUCCCUAGCCUGACUUGAACAUACUGUAUAUUCCACCAAAUGCUUGUUAUUUAUUUGUAUUUAUUUAUUUUAUUAAUUUAUUUAGUUUGUGGUUCUGAAUGCAUAUUUAUGCAUCAAUAUUAUAUACUCUAUGCUUCUGAGCGUUAUGUGAAGGCUGUAAUGUUACUCAAACUUAUCCGAAAUAUACUUCUCUGUCCUGAU